GGACUCGCGACGAUGAAACGGACGGCCAAGAUGGAAGCAGCUUGAGAAAGGCCGAGAGCUCUGGUCGAACGAUUUCUUCGUCGCCGCCAAGAAGGAGCGAAGAUAUCGGGGGUGAGGCGUUGCCGAUGGACGGGGCCGCGGAGGGCGCGGCUGCUGCAGCCGGCGGUGGUGGCGGCAUGUCCCACAAGGAGUGCGUCGAUGGCAUCAACAAGAGCCUCGCACAUCCCACGGUGAAGUUCCUAAGGGAGAAGAUGGAGAACGCCGGUUGCCCCGUGUGGCCGCGCCUGCUCACGGCGAUCACCUGCAAAGGCCAGAGUUCCGCCGGUGGCUACGCCAGUGGCCGUGGGAUAACAAUUUGUUGUAAUCAUAUGACUUUUCAAGAUGAGAUAAAUCAAGUUAUUAUUCAUGAGUUAAUCCACGCUUAUGACGAUUGCCGAGCAAAAAACAUGGAGUGGACAAAUUGUGCCCAUCAUGCUUGCUCUGAGAUUCGGGCUAAUCAUCUGAGUGGGGAUUGCCAUUACAAGCGAGAACUGCUACGUGGGUUUUUGAAAAUACGAGGCCAUGGACAAGAAUGUGUGCGAAGGCGUGCUCUAAAGUCGGUUCAGAACAAUCCAUAUUGCUCAGCUGUAGCUGCAAAAGAUGCCAUUGAGGCUGUCUGGGACAUCUGCUACAAUGACACUUCCCCCUUUGACAGAGCCCCAUAAGUUCUAUUGCAAUUAGCUUCACAUAUGAGAAGAAGAUUCUUUUUCCAUUUUCUGAUGGAUAAUGCUGAUGCUGCUUAUCGUCGAUGCAGGAAUUGCUUCCUCUAUUUAUGGCCAUUCGAUAACUUCACAACUGCCUUCAUUUCUUCCAUUAUUUUUUCCUUUCUCAGUCUACAGAGUGUCUGAAAGAAGAAAACCAGACAAUAUUUGAUUUCAUGUAGACCCAAUUUAAUGGA
Molecule: messenger RNA, 937 nt
Organism: Musa acuminata subsp. malaccensis (wild Malaysian banana)
Lineage: Eukaryota; Viridiplantae; Streptophyta; Magnoliopsida; Zingiberales; Musaceae
Product: mitochondrial inner membrane protease ATP23
Biological process (GO): mitochondrial proton-transporting ATP synthase complex assembly; mitochondrial protein processing
Molecular function (GO): metalloendopeptidase activity
Source: RefSeq, a predicted model, not a curated record